Messenger RNA from Lates calcarifer (barramundi perch), 2389 nucleotides. RefSeq names its product NADPH oxidase organizer 1b (gene noxo1b). Gene Ontology annotation, biological process: superoxide anion generation. The record is from RefSeq and is a predicted model, not a curated record. Gene Ontology annotation, molecular function: phosphatidylinositol binding; superoxide-generating NADPH oxidase activator activity; protein binding. Lineage: Eukaryota; Metazoa; Chordata; Actinopteri; Centropomidae.
AUAUCAAUCGCAGCAGCGCUCCCUGAACUGGCAGAGCAGCAGAGGCAGGCUGACAGCAGACUGAAGGUCAAUAACACUUAUUCAUCCUGCGAGCUGAGACUCAAAGAAGCACACGAUGGCCGGUGAUCAUCGUUUUGUAGUCAGUGUUCGCAUCAUCGGAGCCGUCCACAGGGACACCCCAAAACUCAAGAUGUUCAUGAUAUCUGUGUUAUGGUCUGAUGAGACUGAAGUGAUCAUCUACCGGUCCUUCCAGGAUUUCAAGAAAUUUCAUAGGCAGCUGAAAAAGAGGUUCCCUCACAUGAACCCCUUCCGGAAAAACAGCAGAGUGAUCCCCAAAUUUAGAGGAAAGGCAAGAAGGAGCAGCCUCCAGCAGAAGGGAUCCAAACGAUCUGUCCGGCGCAUGAAGUUUCUGGAGAGCUACUGUGAUGAGCUGCUCAAGUGCGAGCAAAAUGUGACUCAGAGUUCAGAGGUGACGCAGUUCUUCAUGCCCAAAGACCAGGACCUGCAGCCAGACUUCACCAAGAACAGUGUCAUGAUCCUGCUGUCCGAUGACAUGCCUGAUGGUGGAGGAGGGGAUGGUACUCACCAGCACUCAGGCAGCGUCACCCACCCAUUUGUCACCCAGACUUACCGCUGCGUGGCCACUUACGAGACAAAGGACACCAAGAACCUUCCGUUUAAGGUCGCUGUGGACGAGAAGCUGGAUGUCCUAAUCAAAGACCCAGCAGGUUGGUGGCUGGUUGAGAAUGAGGAAAAGCGUCUGGCUUGGUUUCCUGCUCCUUAUUUGGAAUUGUGGGAUGAAGAGGAUGAUGAUGAUGCUGGAUUCCAGCUGGGAGGUGCCCUGUAUUGUGCCGUGAGGAGUUACUCAACCAAGAAGGAUGAUGAGGUGUCUGUGUCCAUCGGCUCUGUGGUGGAGGUGCUGCGAAAGUCUGACAAUGGCUGGUGGCUCAUCAGAUUCAAUGGCAAGGCAGGUUACAUCCCCUCCAUGUACCUGCAGCCGUACAACAAUCCCCGAGCAGGCCUUUUCAGCCUGCAGAGAAAGCUACACAGCUCCACUCUGAACCUGGCAACCACCAGGGAACCUCAGGCUUCCCAUCCACCAAGAAUCACGGAGGAAACCGACCCAGCAAGGGACUCCGCAGGUCCAUCCAGAGGUGGGCCCAGCGUGCCCGGGCGUCUCCAGAAGGCCCGAUCCCUGGACGUCCUCUCUGAUCCCUGGUCGCAGACGCAGACAGAGAGGGACACCUCGAUCUCAGAUGGCCGCAUGCGCAGCAUGACCAGCGCCAGCAUCGAGUCGAGCCUCUCCGGCUUCUCCUCAAGCAGCGAAUCCAGUGAGUCAUCCUCAAGUUUAAAGGGGGAGGAACGGCGCCAGACGCCUAACGUCAGCGACAGUGAGCGCAACAGCCCUGAUCGCAGCCUCUCAGACCGCCGCAGCUCCAACACUAGCUCAGAGAGCUCCGGGUCGGUCAGGUCUGAAGGCAGUGAUGGGGCUCCCAGGGUGCCACCCAGACCCAAGACAGAGGAGAUCCUGAACCGCUGCACCACCAUGACCCGCAAGGCAGCACUCGCCACCAAGACCCGGCUUCAGAUUCAGCCAGAGCCCAUGCAUAGCCGCUAAGGCUGACACUUUACAGUACAAACACUGGACUAAGUUAUAAUCUUAAUUAUAGUCUCCUGCUUAUUGAAGUCUUUUUGAUUUCUUACGUAGUCAUGCAAAAUAUUUAACCUCUACAACCCAGCUGUCAGUCAAAUGUGUUUUGCUCAGCACUUUUAAAUUCUUGUGAUACCAAAGAUUGAAGAGGUGUCAACCUUGACAAGACAAAUGUAUACGGUCUUCCACUGAAUGAUGAAAUGGAGCAUCUUGGGCUGGUGAUUAUUUAACUAUUGUAGCUUCAAUGAAGCAUUAAGGAGCAAGUUUUAAAAAAUGUACAUGACAUUGUCAUAUAGUGGUAGAAAAAUAUUUUUUCUAGCUUUGUCGCCACUUAAGGGGAAAUUUAAGUGGCUUGCUGGAGUUGAAGAGGUUAAAUGUUUACACUAAACUGUGUUUAUGUUUCCCUCUUUAUUGCAUCUUAUAUGUAGAAAUCAGUGCAUGGCUACAAUGUGAACUGCUCAAUUAAGAAGAGAUUAUAUUGUUAGCAUAGCAGAUGAGCCUUGUAAACAGCAGCAAAGAACAUGAGUGAGAACAGAGUUUAUGUGACAGGUGAAGGCCUUUUUGAUCAACUGCCAGACCUGAUGGGUGUGGUGAACAAGCUCAUUGUUUGAAUACAAAUGUUGUUUGUGUAUAGUAUGUACUGCAUUAUAACCUGUAAGAGUUCAUGAUGCUGCCUCAUAAUGUGUAAGUUUAACAUAAACAGGUCAAUAAAAUCAAAUUUGCACUCAAAUAAUAAAA